This is a messenger RNA of Pezoporus flaviventris, 3935 nucleotides long. RefSeq names its product negative elongation factor complex member A (gene NELFA). Gene Ontology annotation, biological process: negative regulation of transcription elongation by RNA polymerase II. The transcript has 12 exons. The coding region runs from base 225 to 1802 and encodes 525 amino acids. NCBI's taxonomy places the organism in Eukaryota, Metazoa, Chordata, Aves, Psittaciformes, Psittacidae. Gene Ontology annotation, cellular component: NELF complex. The record is from RefSeq and is a predicted model, not a curated record.
AGAGCGAGCCGUGGGGGACACUGAGUCGGGGCUGGCAGAGACGCUUCCCUGCAAUGAGGCGGCGCCAUAUUGCAGUACGGCAGAGAAGCUGUGGUGGGUGCCAUUUUGCAUCCGAACGGGAGAUGAGAAUAGACUCGCUCUUUUUCGCCGCCUGGGCGCCGCCAUUUUAGGUGUCUUCAUAAAAUGCCCGUUGAGAAUCCCCUCUUUUUUGCUCCGCUCCCAAGAUGGCGUCGAUGCGGGAGAGCGACACUGGCCUGUGGCUGCACAACAAACUGGGCUCCACAGACGAGCUGUGGGCGCCGCCGAGCAUUGCCUCGCUGCUCACAGCUUCGGUGAUCGACAACAUCCGCCUCUGUUUUCACGGGCUCUCCUCGGCCGUCAAGCUGAAGCUACUCCUGGGGAUGCUGCACCUGCCCCGCCGGGCGGUGGAUGAGAUGAAAGGGGCACUGACUGAAAUUGUCCAGCUUGCUACCUUGGAUUCAGACCCUUGGGUCUUAAUGGUAGCUGAUAUUUUAAAAUCCUUUCCAGAUACUGGCUCCCUUAACCUUGAUCUUGAAGAACAGAAUCCCAAUGUUCAAGAUAUUUUAGGAGAGCUUAGAGAAAAAGUAAGUGAAUGUGAAACUUCAGCUAUGUUGCCGUUGGAAUGCCAAUACUUAAACAAAAAUGCCUUGACAACACUAGCUGGGCCACUUACUCCCCCAGUGAAACACUUCCAGCUGAAAAGGAAACCUAAAAGUGCCACUCUCAGAGCUGAACUCUUGCAGAAGUCAACAGAAACUGCACAACAGCUCAAGAAGACUGCAGGAGUGCCUUUCCAUGCCAAAGGCAGAGGCCUGGUCAAAAAGAUAGAUACAACAACACCACUCAAAGGAAUACCAAAACAAGCUCCUUUCAGGAGUACUUCAGCACCCAGUGUGUUUAGUUCUUCUGGAAACAGAACUCCUAUUCCUCCUUCAAGAACACCUUUGCGCAAAGAAAGAGGAGUAAAGCUUCUAGAUAUCUCUGAGCUGGAUAUGGUGGGUGCUGGCCGUGAAGCAAAGAGAAGAAGAAAGACAUUAGAUACAGAAGUUGUGGAAAAGCAAGCCAAAGAAGAAACGGUAGUAGAAAAUGCUACCCCAGAUUAUGCUGCUGGCCUUGUGUCUACACAGAAACUUGGCUCACUGAACAAUGAGCCUGCACUACCUUCUACAAGUUAUUUACCUGCUACACCCAGUGUGGUGCCAUCGUCCUCGUAUAUCCCAAGCUCUGAAACACAGCCAGCUGGUUCUACACGAGAGGCCUUGCAGACUACCCGGCAGACCGAGGAGCCUACAGCUCCAAAUGCUACUACAACUCUUCCUGCACAGUUCAAACAGAGAACACCCAUGUACAAUAGCAACUCAAACCCACCUGCAGCCACACCUACCUCACCUCUAACACCUACCACACCUCCUGCCAUUUCCCCUGCAGCACAGGCACCACAAGUGGCCCCCCAAACUCAGCAACAGCCACCACCAAAAAAGAGCCUCUCUCUCACAAGGGAGCAAAUGUAUGCUGCACAGGAAAUGUUCAAGACUGCAAACAAAGUUACAAGGCCAGAAAAGGCUCUUAUACUUGGAUUCAUGGCAGGAUCCAGAGAGAAUCCUUGCCAAGAGCAGGGUGACAUCAUCCAAAUUAAACUUAGUGAGCAUACAGAAGAUUUACCAAAGGCAGAUGGCACUGGCAGCACCACUAUGUUGGUUGAUACGGUCUUUGAAAUGAACUAUGCUACUGGUGAAUGGACCAGAUUCAAGAAGUACAAACCUAUAACUAAUGUUUCCUAAGAGAUGCAGCAACAGCAGACUGGACCAAAUCAAGCUCAGAGUCAACCAGCUCUUAGAGUAUGUCAACUGUACAAAAUGGCAUUCAUGUGUACAUUUCUUAGUACCCUCCAGAAUAGAAGCUGUGGCUCUUCGACUUAACUGAGCUCAGUGAACACAAAAGAUGGUGUCAAAUUUGCUUUUUCUUUUUUAAUCAUGGGAGAGGGAAAGGUGAUCUGGGGGGUGGGGGAGAUGAUGUUGGUGUGUUUCUAUUUUCCUACAGUUCAAGAUGCCAGAAAAGAAGAUCACAACUGAAAGAUUACAGAUGGGAGCAGUUUACUUCUGAGUACCAGAAGAGAAGACUACUGCACAGUCAUUCACGGUUUACCAUUAAACAAGGGCACAGAUCUUUAUUGUAAAAAUAUUUUCUUUGGCUACAUGGGUUCUAUUGUAAGAAUGGACAUUAAAGCACCACAUGCUGGUGCUUGAUUGGUUUGUAAUUCAGCUGCAGUAUAACUAAGUAUUGCAGGUGGUAGAUGUCCAGUGUCUAAUGGUACCCACUGUGUUUAGCUUAUUUAUGCUUGGGUGACAGAAUGAGAUGGAGCAACUUUGUUAACUCGAUAUAUUUUCAGUGUCCAUGCCCAGCAUGAGUUAAUUUAUACCUGACAUUAUUUGAGAUCAGGAGAAACUGAAUGUUGGACCUUUCUGAAGAAAAACAAAACCAAAAUUAAGAAGAAAGUAGCGGGGGCUUGUCACUGCCUAGAAAUGAUGGCCCUUUGCUAUGUAAGUAGAAGUUGAUGUGUGACUCUUGCAUAGCAAGCUGUUGAACAGCAUCACUUACCUGGGGGGAAGUGAAACUGUAACAUCUCAAGACCAAUUGCAGCUUGAUUUAAAAAUGGCCUUAGAAAGGAUUGAGUGACACCUGUCUGAACAGAGGUGGUUGGGAAGGUUUGUUGUCUUGAGGCAGUGUUUGGUUGGUUGAGUUUGAUUGCCAAGCCCUGAUACAAACACUUUUGAAUGACUGUAGCUGUGGUUCUUACCAGUGUAGUUAUAUCAGUGUCAUCACUAGUGUGGCCACAAUUAUACUGGCAUAUAAAUGUGCCUUAUACUUGUCUCCUUCUAGUAGAAGCACGUUUUUAUCUUUAUAACUGUGUUCACACCACUGGUAUAAUUUGGCUUUAAUAGGACAAAUAAAAGCUUGCUUUUAUUGAGAGAGCUUAUGUUCAUAGUCCAGGAUUCAUCCUUUGGAAACUUGGUUUCAUCACCUGAAGGAGGCUUGAGUUGAAUGUCUGGGUUCUACCAGUACUUGUGUGUGGAGCUGUGCUUGGUUGGAAAUAGUGCUGGGGAGGUACCUUGAACUGACUAGAGGCUCAUCUUGAAGUGGAACUCUUAAGAUAAAAUGAGGCUUUUAUCUUUUUUUUAAUGGAAAAGCAGACCAAAUCCAGUAAGUACUCUUAUAUACUAACAAAGACACUUAGAUGAUUGAUUAGAGCCUUUUUGUAUUGGGGCAUUUUUAUUGCAUUUUAUUUUUAGUUUGUCAAGCAAAUUACCCAACAGGACAGGGCAAGUGUAAGUAAUAAGAAACCUGUAUUCUACAGUUUUAAGAUGUGACCAAAAGUGUAGGUUUCUUAACUUUAAUCAAGCAAAUACACAGAAUGUUCUAGCUCCUGCAGUGGGCAAGUUAUUUGAUGAUAGCUGCUACCAUCACGCAGUGUUGUGUAUGCAUUAGUGUGCAAGUUACUCCCAGAUAACUGUCAUACUGGGGGCUCUCCUCCACAUCAGUACCCCAUUUCAGAAGCAACCUAGAUUGUGAUUCUGAUUGCAGUUUUACUUUAUACAGCUAGAAACCAGCCUGACAAGUGAGGAUGAGCAGUGAGGUUGUUUUUUAGGAGUUCAGUAGAAUGUGUUUUCAUGGUUCUAACUUACUUGGUUAUAGUAGAUUACACGGGGCUAACAAUAGACUAUGAAAGUGUUCACCUUAGAAAGGUUUAAAGAAAAGUGACAUUCCUUUUCUUGUCUGCAUUAUUCAGAUUUUACAGCUUUCUUGCGAUGACCAGUUUUAUGUACACAUGUAUGAUACUCCUGUCUUAACUGUUGCUGCUUGCUACAUAAGCUGCAAAUACCAAAUACAAUUUUUAACAUGAAACUUCUUGAAAA